Messenger RNA from Diversispora eburnea, 156 nucleotides. The record is from the annotation of a GenBank genome assembly. NCBI's taxonomy places the organism in Eukaryota, Fungi, Glomeromycota, Glomeromycetes, Diversisporales, Diversisporaceae.
AUGAAGAUGCGAGGAAGUUCACUUGUCAAAGAUUUAGAACAAUUAAUAAAUAAUCCAAUAUAUAGUGAUCUCAGAAUAAUAAGUGAAGAUAAUGUAAUUCUAUAUGGAUGUCGAUCAAUAUUAGCAGCUCGUUCGGCAGAGAAAUUAAUGAAUUAG